UAGCGUUGUGUCUCCGCUGGAAGUUUGUCCCUGUACCGGCUCAGAGACCGAGCAGGCGGACCCGGGGGCGGACCGGCCAGAGGAACGGACAGAAAACAACAGCAGCCAGUUCUCUGAGCGCCUCACUGCUGAUAGGUUUAUCAGCGCGAAGCUUCAGAAGACUGAAAACUCCCGGAGAGACCGCAGGCGGCUACACGGAGACGCGUAGCUCCGCAAUAACGUUAGCAGGAGACCGGAGGGGAAAGGUGAGGCGAGCGGCCACAGGUAGACAGCUGUCAGCGCCGGACCCACGGUCAUGCGGAUUUCCGCGGCCGGACGCUGAUCGCAGCGCCGCGUCGCAGCAGCAGAAGAGCCGAAGAAGCAGCGAGCAGAGGCGGAGAAGCAGACGGCGUCGGUGCCGCUCCGUGAGCCCGUCCGUCCGUCCCGCAGGAGCAGAGCCAGCAUGUCCCGGAGGAAACAGAGCAAACCCCGGCAGAUCAAGCGUUCCCUCGGGGAGCUCGAUGGCGGGGAUGAGAAUACAGCUGACAGCCUGAGCCUAUCAGGAGAGGAGGGCGGAGCCUCUGACCCAGAGGACUCAGCAGAAGGUGACAGCUCCAGCCCCCCUUCGUACACGCCGCUGCACAAUGAAGAACCCAGAAUCCAGGACUCUGGAGGAGGACCAGAAGAUGAGGACGGUGAAAGAGAGGAGCUAGGUCCUCCACACAGCGGAGGGGAGGAAGAAGAAGGAGAGGAAGAGGAGGAGGAGGAUGGGUUACCAUGGAGAGGUCCAGAUGACCUUCAGCUCAGCGAUGAAGGCGGCGACAGCAGCAUGGUAGCUGUCAGAAACCUCAGACCAGACACCGUAUGGGGCCCCUUUCCAGGAGCCAUCCAAUCAGAACGCAGCACAGAGGAACCUGAGGAUACAGAGAACUCGGCUCUGACUCUGACCUGUGAGCAUCCAGACUGUUGGAUCAGUCGCCUCCCGCUGACCUCUGACCUCUCAGCAGCCAACUGCACCAUCUACAGUCGAGGUGACGAGCUGUUCUGUAAGGUGAUCCGAGAGAUUCCAGCUGGUGGAAAGCUUCUGGCUACCCUGUCGCCUCCUCCACCCCUCUCAUCCACCUCCUCCUCCUCCCACCUGACCCAGCCCUCUCCUCCGCUCAGCCUUUUCACACAGAAACCACCAGCAAUGAAGGAGGAGCCACCAUAUCCGGCGGCGCUGAGGUCCGACAUCCAGCUGCUCCCUCAGCAGGCCGGCAUGGCCGCCAUCCUCGCCACCGCCGUCGUCAACAAGGACAUAUUUCCGUGUAAGGAUUGUGGGAUCUGGUACCGCAGCGAGAGGAAUCUGCAGGCCCACCUGAUGUACUACUGCGCUAGCCGGCAGAAGCAGCCAGCGGCAGCCUCUUCACCACCGCAGGACAAACCUAAGGACUCGUACCCCAACGAGCGUGUCUGCCCCUUCCCACAGUGCAACAAGAGCUGCCCCAGCGCCAGCUCUCUGGAGAUCCACAUGCGCACCCACAGCGGCGAGCGUCCGUUUGUCUGCCUCAUCUGCCUUUCAGCCUUCACCACUAAAGCAAACUGUGAGCGCCACCUGAAGGUCCACACCGACACCCUGAACGGGGUCUGUCAUGGCUGUGGCUUUGUGUCCACCACCAGGGACAUUCUCUACAGCCACCUGGUCACCAGCCACAUGGUGUGCCAACCUGGAUCUCGCAGUGAGGUCUACUCUCCUGGACCGGGCCUUCCCAAGCUGCCACUGUCCACCGGUCUGAGCCCAGGGGACUCCGGUGUGGUGCUGAAGUGUCAGGUAUGUGGACACAACUCGGACUCCCCCUCCCAACUGCAGCAGCACGUUCGAACCCACCUGGAGGUCAGAGUUCCUGCUGAGAGGAGCCCCACUCCUCGUCAGAGCACCCCCUCGUCGGUGGAACAGCCCCAGGUGCCCCCGCUGGAGAGAGAACCCCUCGCAUCGGUUCCCAAACCAGACUCCUCUAGCCCUGGCACAAAUGGAGGCUCAGCCACACCUCGAGACUACAGUCCCAACACCCUGACCACGGACCUGAAAAUAAAGGAGGAGCCGCAGUCGGAGUCUGAGACAGAAGAGCAACAAAUGGAGCUGAAAGAAGAUGGAGAGGAGGAGAAAGUCGGUAGAGAGGAGGAGGUCCAGGAUGCAGGAAAAAAGACAAAAGAAGAAUCAACUGUCUCCGCUCUCAGCUGCCAGACAUCAAACUCUCCCAAGAGUCCAGCUAACACAACUGUCAAGGCAGAACCAACCAGUCCCACUCCUGGUUCCAGUCCUGCCCACGUAGGAGGAACAGGCUCAGCGGUUCCAGGAGCAAUGUUCCUGCCUCAGUUCAUGUUCAACCCCGAGGCAGCAAUCCUACCCCAGGCUUCGGAGAUCCUAGCCAAGAUGUCGGAGAUGGUCCACAGCCGGCUGAAGCAGGGCCAGACGGUGGUUCAGAACAGCCCACCUGCCUUCUUUGCUUCUGGACCGACUCCAGCUACAGCCACCGGUACUCCACCACACAAAGGAGCCACCUGCUUCGAGUGUGACAUCACGUUCAAUAACAUCAAUAACUACUAUGCACAUAAGAGGCUGUACUGCUCCAGCAGACACCAGGGAGACAGCUCAGGAUCUGGAUCAACAGUGCCAGGACCGACACCGUCCAGUGGGCCGCACGGCUCGUCCCCUCAGGUCGGAACGUCGAGCAGAGCAGCCUCUGCCUCUCCAGCUGACUCCGAGCCUCCUGCAGGAAGUGGAGCAGCAGAGUCCAAGAGGCUAGUGGAAGUGAAGGUGGAACAACCAGCAGGAAGAGAUGGAGUGUCCUCCUCCUCUGAAGGGGAGGGUGGAGGAGGAGGAGGAGGAGGAGGAGGAGGAAGAGCAAGCGAAGGCAGCCAGAGUCCUGCUAGUGGCUCUGCAGAGGACCAUGAAGAUCACCCCAACAAAACCUUCUGCGAAGCCUGCAACAUCCGCUUCAGUCGUCAUGACAACUACACUGUCCACAAACGGUUCUACUGUGCGUCCCGUCAUGACCCAUCCAACCAGCGGGCUGGGCACACGUCCAAGACCGCCAAUGCUGCAGCUUUUCUUCCUCAGCCCAUCCGCACGCGCAAGAGGAAGAAGAUGUAUGAGAUCCACAUGGCCAGAACCGAAGCGCUGGCGAACGCCGCCGCCGCUGCUGCAGCCACUUCUGCAGCCUCAGCACCAUCUCCCUCUGUUCUUGGCUUGGUGGUGAAACAGGAAGUUUCUCCCGGUGGUGCAGGUGGCUCCAGCCCUGAAGGGGAUGGCCCCAUUGACCUGAGCAAGAGGCCCCGUCUGAGAGACGCUGCUCAGCGCAUCAGUGGCAACAGCGUCCUCCCAGCUCUGCCUCUGACCGACUACCAUAAAUGCACAGCCUGCAGCAUCAGUUUCAACAGCAUAGAGAACUACCUGGCCCAUAAAACCUACUACUGCCCUGCCACCACCCUGCAGCCCCACACCUUAGAGCAGCUACACCGGCUCAAGAGGUCGUCAUCCACCUCUCCUAAAAGCAGGCCUCAGCAGGAGCGACUGGACCUCCUUCACCCUGCUGAAGCUAAAGCUCUGCCUGCUGAGUGGGUCACCCAGGCUCCGGGAGCCUCACCCAGCCCUCGCCCUUCCGCCUUACCAGCUUCUGGAGCUACAUCACCUUCACAUACGAGCACCACGCUCGCAGCCACUCCCGGAGCUGGAGCCAAAGGCGCCGGUUCCUCCCUCGCCGUCUGUCCGUACUGCCCGAACAGGCCCAUCACCUGUGACCUGAUGGAGCACUUCAAGACGACCCACGGCCUGGUUGUAUCUGUUCAGCCUCCACAGGAGACCCCCCUCCAGCCGGGCAGAGCAGUCAGCCGCAGCCCCAGCCUCAGUCCCAGAGACGGAGCAGCCGGAAUGUCCACCACCCCCAGCGGCCAGACCCGGCUCGUCUCACGAGCUCACAGAGACGGCAUCAAUGGACAGGCCAGGAGUGACACCACAUCCCCCGUCUCUCCGCUGGUGAACAGCAGCCCCUCAGCUGGUGGUGGAUCCCCUUCAGCUGCCUCACCUCUGCCUGUGUCCCCCACUCGGGCUCCCUCUCUGACUAUGUCGCCUGUGCCUGAGACCUUGAAGGAAAAGUUGGCCUCUGUCCAUCUUCCAGAAAACCUUGUCCUGACCGCAGCAUCUCAUCCCAACCCAACUCCCGCCACUGGCCCCAAAACCCCCGUCAUCUCCCCCGUCCAGAACGGGAACUCCCGCUUCUGUCGGCUCUGCAACAUCAAGUUCAGCAGCCUGUCUACGUUUAUAGCUCACAAGAAGUACUACUGCUCCUCUCACAGCGCCGAACAUGUGAAAUGAGCUCCGUGGUUUUUUUUUUCUCUGCCCCGUAGUACUUCUGUCCACGUAAUCAGAAUCCUAGAAGCUCCCCGUGCUGGUGGCUUCAGCAUCAGCAGGUAUGACUGUUACUCACCUGGCUUGCUGGCCAGUGGUGUUACUGACCGAUUCUCCCUGAUGGGUCAACGUUUGUCGCACACUAAGAGCUGAGACGGAUGCUACCUGCUCACGCUUAUCUGCCCCCCGUCCCAAAGAUCUUCCUCCUCCAUCGCGGCGGCGGACGUUAAAACGGCCUCCCCACCGUUUCUUUGUUAGGCUUUUAGUACGACUAACACCGACGACGCUGAUUACGAUGAAUCUUUAGUCCUUGCUGAGCUCUUUCGGGUCCGAGCCGAGGAGUGGUUCCUCUCACGUGGAAAGAGACUCCAUGGUUGUUGUUUUUAUUAUCUGUGGAUAAUGUACGAUGUCUGAAGAAACAGAAUUCUAUGAUGCUUUGGUUUCAACACUGGCUCUUUUUGGCUGAAAACACGUGGAAUCACGAUGUCACUAAUUACUGAAGGAUGUUUCAAAAACUCUUUUCUUUAUUACACAGAAUUUUUUAUUUUCUCUUCGAAAAAACCAGAAAAAACAAGGGAGAAAAAAAUGUGAAAUAUUUAUCUUCGAGUCCUCACUGAUUUCACGUCGACAGAAAACGACCUACCUGGUGUCUGAGAGUAUUUGUAUUUUUUAUUUGUAUAUUUUUCAUACUGUUUGAAGGAUGUGUGGAACUGGGUGUGCUGAAGUGACUUUUCUAAGUGUAGAUAUGAAAUAUCUUCACAGUAAUCACCGGGAUCACACAGAACUUUACUAUCGGAGCCGAGACGCGGCGCCACCGAUUAUUUCACGAAACCUGUUUUAUCCGACUAGUUCUCUCCGGUAAUGAAGGCACGGCGGUGAGCUCUCGCACGUUACGUGUUUACGCGUUCCCAUGCGGCAGUGUUAGCUAAAACUGUACAGUACUUCUUUAUUUUCCCGUUUUUUGGAUGCGAGCGAGUGGAAGGCAUCAGGACGCGAGGAGGUGGGCCGCCACUGACGUUUUGAUUUGUGGAGACAAUCAGACACAAUCAGUGAGGCGAUUCGAUUGGCCGGCACUUAAACCACACGGACCUGCAACUCGACUCGCCGCAGAAAACGUCACCACGUGAAUUCUGGCUCAUCCUGGUUUCUAAGCGUGUUGUUAAGACGUGAAAUAAAAUUCACAACAGAGUUAGCUGCUUUCUUCGAGUUCUCUCAGAAUUUACCUCCUUUUUUGGUCUCUCGUUUCGGACCUGAUGUGACCUCACUUGUAAAUAUUUUGUCCCGCCCAGAAUUAUCCACCAUUAGAAAGCAAAGACCAUCUUAUAAAGGUUUUAUAAAACAGCUUAAAGGUUCAAGAUGUGGAAUUCAGUGUCAUCUAGUGGCUAGCUACUACUGUUCCAACCCUCUGGGGCUGGGAGUCGGAUUGUCCCCUCUGUGUCCCCGUAGAGCAGUCUGCGGGAUUAUUUCCCAGGAGAAUCACAAUUAAAUAAAUGAAAGAAUUAAACUAAAUUAAAAAACAAACAUGUAAUAAGUUGCAGCAGAUAGAAAGAACAGCAGCUGCGUCACAGAAACAUUUUACAGCUAAAAAAUCUCACUGAGUGAUAUUUUGGUUUUGUUUUCGCCCAAAAUCUGUUGUUUGUUUGCAAACCAGCAAGAUUUUAACUAAACUGGAAGCUAUCAGACUGAAAUCUGCGCCGUCUCUAAGCCAGCUCAGGACCCGGACCAAGGUCAGCUGUUAAAUCUACUUCUCUACUGGGGUCAGAGGUCAACCACACUCAGGAUGAGAUGAGCAGGGUUUCUUCUAAAGGAGAAACUGAGACAAAGGUGUGUAUUAGUAAAGUUCAGACCAGGUUCUUUAGUAUCUCAAUCCUUCACGUUUUAGAUGUCUGUUGUAGUUGGAAACAUCUAAAACAUGCCGGACGUGACCCCGCCGGACCUGGACUGGACUCCACGGCUCAAAACCUGCAGAAUAAAAGUGAAGGAGCUGCUUCAGCUUUUAAAGGAAGUUAUUAUUUUUUUUUAUUUUAAGGUUUCAUUUUAGGUUAUAAAUUAAAAUCUAAACAUUGCCUAAUAUUGUGAUUAAUAUAUCAUUAAAUUUUUGUGUCACAUUCCCCACGUUCUGGAUGUCCUGGCUUCUUAGAGCAGCAGGGAUCCAGCCGGUCGACUCGCUGGUUUUAAUUAUUGCAAUCCCUUUUCCACGCUCAUCAAUACUAUUAUUGAUAAAUCAAGCAGCCCAACUUUAAAACAUUAAAAUCUAUUUGUCUCCUCACUAAUAUUCCCUUUAGUUAAGGUUUCAAAUAUAAAGUUAAUUAUUGGAAACGUUUGUUUUAUUUGUAUCCUAAACAUCCCGAAUCUGAAGCUAUUCAUCAUCUCUGGCCCAUUUGUGGCACCAGAACUAAUGAAAACAUUAAGAACUGUGAAAAUUAGCUGGAUUUUACACAAAAGGUGGGAAAUGGAAGAAACCCCUCAUUUGUGAACAGCUCGGCUGGUUUUCGUGUAGCCCAACGCAUGUCUGAUGGAAAUUUACUGCCCGAAAAACCUCGUUACAAAAGACCAACAUCAACACAAACUCAGAACUGGUCAUUUUUAUGAAUCAGCUUGUUUCUUCUAUCCAGUUUAGACGUUACACGCUCUCACUUCCUGUUUGUUUGUUUUUAACAGAAUUCUGUUUUCUGGUUGGCUUUCUGUCCUGCUGCUGUUUACAGAUGUUCUGUUCUCUUGAACCAGAGAAGCCAUCAUGUCAGCUGGUCACACGUUGAGGAUCUGAGAGUCCUCUGAACGCACCCCCGUUUUGUUGCACUGUGUCGUGUAAAAAUGUUUUAUUUUGAUGUAUUUAUGUUACGCAGCACUUUUCCCGUCCUGAAUGCAUCUUCUUUCUCCUCGAAGGACUUUCUGAAAGCUUUGAGCCUUGACAGAAAAGUUUGAAUAGAUUCUCAACAUGUUUUUGUUCCUGAUUCUUUUGUCUUUAAUGGAGAAAAAGCACCGUGAAUGUCUACACUUUAUUUCCUCCUUUCAUUUCCUUUCAGCUCCACUACACUCUUGUCCAAACUAUGCAUGGGAAAUAAAAAAAAAAGUUCUGAGAGACACUGA
Molecule: messenger RNA, 7456 nt
Organism: Nothobranchius furzeri (turquoise killifish)
Lineage: Eukaryota; Metazoa; Chordata; Actinopteri; Cyprinodontiformes; Nothobranchiidae
Gene: zfpm1
Product: zinc finger protein, FOG family member 1
Biological process (GO): megakaryocyte differentiation; heart development; positive regulation of transcription by RNA polymerase II
Cellular component (GO): nucleus
Molecular function (GO): RNA polymerase II-specific DNA-binding transcription factor binding
Source: RefSeq, a predicted model, not a curated record